Molecule: messenger RNA, 1653 nt
Organism: Eutrema salsugineum
Lineage: Eukaryota; Viridiplantae; Streptophyta; Magnoliopsida; Brassicales; Brassicaceae
Product: histone-lysine N-methyltransferase ASHR1
Exons: 14
Coding region: 49-1503 (484 amino acids)
Cellular component (GO): nucleus
Molecular function (GO): protein binding
Source: RefSeq, a predicted model, not a curated record
GUAGUAGUACUCGAGUGCUUAACGGAGAAGACAACCGAAGCUUCGCUAAUGGCGGAUUUGCAGAAGUUUCUUGGAGAUCGCUGCUUAACCGUUUUGAAUAUCCCAGGCAAAGGCCGCUCUCUAUUUACUGCCAGAGAUUUUCGUCCAGGAGAAGUGAUUCUAAGCCAAGAACCAUAUAUUUGUGUUCCGAAUAAUGAAUCAAGAUGUGAUGGAUGUUUCAAGACCAAUAAUCUUAAGAAAUGUUCCGGUUGUCAAGUGGUUUGGUACUGUGGGAGCUCAUGCCAGAAGUCAGAGUGGAAGUUGCAUCGCCAUGAAUGCAUAGCUCUCUCUAGGCUUGAGAAGGAGAAACGAAUGUUAGUGACUCCUACAAUACGUCUGAUGCUGAAGCUUUACAUCAAGAGGAACUUACAAAAUGAUAAGGUCAUGCCAAUCACGACAACAGACAAUUACAGUUUGGUGGAGGCUAUGGUGUCCCAUAUGUCUGAGCUUGAUGAAAAGCAGCUGAUGUUGUAUGCACAGAUGGCUAAUCUUGUGAACUUGGUUCUUCAGUUACCUAGUAUUGAUCUAAAAGAGAUUGCUGAGAACUUUUCAAAGUUCUCAUGCAAUGCUCAUAGCAUUUGUGAUAGCGAAUUGAGACCUCAAGGGAUAGGAUUGUUUCCCUUGGUUUCCAUAAUUAAUCACAGCUGCUCCCCCAACGCAAUUUUAGUGUUUGAAGAACAGAUGGCUGUCGUUCGAGCUAUGGAGAAUAUAUCGAAGGAUUCAGAGGUAACUAUCAGCUACAUUGAAACCGCUGGAAGCACUCUGACUCGACAGAAGUCUCUGAAAGAACAAUACCUCUUCCACUGCGAGUGUGCGGGAUGCAGUAACAUUGGCAAACCUCAUGAUAUUGAAGAAAGUGCAAUAUUGGAAGGCUAUCGGUGUGCCAAUGAGACUUGCACUGGUUUCUUACUCCGUGAUCCUGAUGAAAAAGGCUUUGUUUGCCAGAAAUGCAAGCUUCUUAGGAGCAAGGAAGAGGUAAAAAAGUUAGCGGGUGAUGUCAAAACAGUUUCAGAGAAGGCUCCUGCAUCUCCUUCCGCAGAAAAUAAACAGGACGCUAUUGCACUAUAUAAAGCAAUGGAGAAACUACAUAUUAGGCUUUACCAUUCUUUCUCCAUCACUUUAAUGAGAACCCGUGAAAAACUUCUCAAGAUGCUAAUGGAAGUAGAAAGCUGGAGAGAAGUUUUGAAUUACUGCAGACUAAUAGUCCCUGUUUACCAAAGAAUAUAUCCAGCAACCCAUCCUUUGAUUGGACUGCAGUUCUAUACCCAGGGAAAACUCGAAUGGUUGCUGGGGGAAACCGAAGAAGCAGUGAGGUCACUGGCUAAGGCUUUUGAGAUUCUACGGAUCAGCCACGGAACAAGUACACAUUUCAUGAAAGAGCUCUCGGAAAAAUUGGAUGAGGCUCGUGCAGAAGCUUCUUAUAAACUGCUUGCGUUAAAGGACGCUUGCAAUGACGACAACUAGCAAGUUCGAUUCUUACUUCUUCUCCUCAUGAUCAGAAUCACACUUUCUUUACUCUCUGCAAAAAUCAUCUUGAUGUUUCUGAAAUUGUCUUUAGAAAAUUUUAGAGCCGAAAACUGAUCAAAUGCCACUUCUGAUUUGAGUGUUAUAUUG